AUGUACAUUGAAAAAAAAAGUAAUUAUUUCUCAAUAUCGAUAGAAUAGACAUACACUAAAUUCAUAAAUAAAAACUAAUGGGAAGAUGCUCUUGCAUCGGAUAAAAAUCAGGCUGAAAAAUUGGAAGAUUUUUUUCUGAGGUAUCAUAAAGGACCCUAGGAAUUAAAAAUGGCUAUAGAUAAUGUAACUCUUAAAUAUUUUCCCACUCUAUUAUAAUGUUGCCUUGAAAGUUUAGUAUUUUUAUCAAAACCCAACAAUCCAAAGUAUAGUUAUUAUAUAGAUCAAAUUUUGGGGUCAACAACCUUCGAAAAUUUAUUCUCUAAAGAGCUUCAAAUUAUGAACACAAAACCCAAUUAGGAGGAUUAAAAAUUUAUUAAUUAUUUCCUAAAGGUUGUUCGCAAUUCAUUAGAAUUAUAAUUGCAAUAACUACCAAAAUAUGUAAAAAUUUUAAAAGAAACAGUUUCUAACUUAGAGAAAAGAAACUCAAAAUUCAAUGAAGUGCUUAAGGAUAUUUAAAAUUUAUAUGAUCAAUUAACUAAUCCUCAAUAAUCAUCAUCAUCUAAUUAUUAACAAAAACCCUAAAGUGUUGUCAAUUAAGGAACGAAUUAGCAAUAAACUGAGUAUCGACCUAGAAACUUUUAACAGGAAUUUUUAACAGACCCCCGCAAUUAUAAUUUAAAUCUCCCUCAAGCCCAGAGUUAUUAAAAUAAUCAACCUUAUGUAUAAUAAUAAUAAUUUGUUUAAAUACAACCGACAACCAAUAAUACAUAAGCAAAUUUAUACUAACCAAGACAAAAUUUCCCCAACAAUAAUCAAAAAAUAGAACCAGAUUAAUUCUAAUAACCUUUUUAUGGAAAUAUAAUCUAAAACUCUAGGAUUAAUGAUAAUAAUAUUAAUUCUUCAGGAUUUCAAACCUUACAAUUAAAUUCAUAAUCAUAGGCACCGUAGAAUCAUUGUCCACCAAUACAAAUAAGUAGAUAAUAAUAUUAUCAACAGAAUCAAUAAGUACCUUAAUAAUCAGAACAAAGUUCAUAAAUAACUUACUAAUCAUUUCAAAACUAAUAAACACAAUAAAAUCAAUAUCCUCCACCAUAACAACAAAUUUCGAAGAAUCAGAAUACGCCUUAAUAAUCAGACUAAUACUAUUAUAAAUAGCAAAAUCAACCUGAGUACUUGGAUUACUACUAAUAAAAAUAAAAGAAGUAGCAGGAAUAGCUAUGGGUAGAAAAGCCUUAGGUUUCAUAGUCGAAAAGUGAAAUCUCAAGAUAUUAAGGUAACUAAAACAGAUAUUAACAAUAAUACAGAGAAUAUAAUGAUCCACAGUAUGAACAAAAUGAUGUUCAACUAUAUGAAGUUAAAUAGUCUAAUGCGCCGCAGUAUGAAGCCAAACAAUAGAAUGUAUCACAAUAUGAAGGCAAACAAUAUAAUGCUCUACUAUAUGAAGCGAAACAAUAGAAUGUAUCACAAUAUGAAGCGAAACAAUAUAAUGAACAAUAAUAUGAAGUCAAAUAAUAGAAUGUAUCACAAUAUGAAGCCAAAUAAUAUAAUGGACCAUAAUAUGAAGUCAAAUAAUAGAAUGUAUCACAAUAUGAGGCCAAACAAUAUAAUCCAUAACAGUAUGAUGAUAGAAAAUAUAAUGCUCGGCAGUAUGAAGUUAAAUAACGCGAUGGCUCACUUUAUGAAGUUAAACAGUCCACAUAAUAUUCAAAAAGUUAAAGCAGUUCACAAUAGGAAUAUAGAAGUAGUAAGUAAGGAUAUCAAAAUAAAUCAGUUAAUUUUGAGUAUUAUAAAUAUGAUAUCGAAUAUUUUAACCAGAUGAAGAAUUUUUAUUAAUAGAAAUAAUCUAGAUAAGGAUAAAACAGAACUAAUUAAACAGAGUAGGUUUAUGUAAGUUACAAAGAUUGCUCUAUAGAACCUAUAAUUGUAGAAUUUGAAGUUGUUCCAAAUANUCUAAUUAUUAACAAAAACCCUAAAGUGUUGUCAAUUAAGGAACGAAUUAGCAAUAAACUGAGUAUCGACCUAGAAACUUUUAACAGGAAUUUUUAACAGACCCCCGCAAUUAUAAUUUAAAUCUCCCUCAAGCCCAGAGUUAUUAAAAUAAUCAACCUUAUGUAUAAUAAUAAUAAUUUGUUUAAAUACAACCGACAACCAAUAAUACAUAAGCAAAUUUAUACUAACCAAGACAAAAUUUCCCCAACAAUAAUCAAAAAAUAGAACCAGAUUAAUUCUAAUAACCUUUUUAUGGAAAUAUAAUCUAAAACUCUAGGAUUAAUGAUAAUAAUAUUAAUUCUUCAGGAUUUCAAACCUUACAAUUAAAUUCAUAAUCAUAGGCACCGUAGAAUCAUUGUCCACCAAUACAAAUAAGUAGAUAAUAAUAUUAUCAACAGAAUCAAUAAGUACCUUAAUAAUCAGAACAAAGUUCAUAAAUAACUUACUAAUCAUUUCAAAACUAAUAAACACAAUAAAAUCAAUAUCCUCCACCAUAACAACAAAUUUCGAAGAAUCAGAAUACGCCUUAAUAAUCAGACUAAUACUAUUAUAAAUAGCAAAAUCAACCUGAGUACUUGGAUUACUACUAAUAAAAAUAAAAGAAGUAGCAGGAAUAGCUAUGGGUAGAAAAGCCUUAGGUUUCAUAGUCGAAAAGUGAAAUCUCAAGAUAUUAAGGUAACUAAAACAGAUAUUAACAAUAAUACAGAGAAUAUAAUGAUCCACAGUAUGAACAAAAUGAUGUUCAACUAUAUGAAGUUAAAUAGUCUAAUGCGCCGCAGUAUGAAGCCAAACAAUAGAAUGUAUCACAAUAUGAAGGCAAACAAUAUAAUGCUCUACUAUAUGAAGCGAAACAAUAGAAUGUAUCACAAUAUGAAGCGAAACAAUAUAAUGAACAAUAAUAUGAAGUCAAAUAAUAGAAUGUAUCACAAUAUGAAGCCAAAUAAUAUAAUGGACCAUAAUAUGAAGUCAAAUAAUAGAAUGUAUCACAAUAUGAGGCCAAACAAUAUAAUCCAUAACAGUAUGAUGAUAGAAAAUAUAAUGCUCGGCAGUAUGAAGUUAAAUAACGCGAUGGCUCACUUUAUGAAGUUAAACAGUCCACAUAAUAUUCAAAAAGUUAAAGCAGUUCACAAUAGGAAUAUAGAAGUAGUAAGUAAGGAUAUCAAAAUAAAUCAGUUAAUUUUGAGUAUUAUAAAUAUGAUAUCGAAUAUUUUAACCAGAUGAAGAAUUUUUAUUAAUAGAAAUAAUCUAGAUAAGGAUAAAACAGAACUAAUUAAACAGAGUAGGUUUAUGUAAGUUACAAAGAUUGCUCUAUAGAACCUAUAAUUGUAGAAUUUGAAGUUGUUCCAAAUAAAAAUUUUGUAUAUGGUGGAUGUAUUUUUGAAAUUCCUAUUGGAUAGCCAUUCAAAAGUAAAGAGUUGUUUUUGAAUAACCACUUUUUUAUUCUAAGAGAGGAUUACUUAAAGGGUUUUAGAAAUGUAGUUGCUAGAUUAAAAGAAAAUCAUUUUGAGGAAUUAAGUUAUUAGGUAUUGUAGAAUGCAUUCUUAUAUUACAAUGUUCUUAUUGAAAAUAUUACUGUCACUAAUCGAGGACUUCAAUUUGCUGUUACUAUGAAUGCUUAUGAUCCAAAGAAUAAUAGUAUAAAUUGGGUUAAAACAACUAGACUUAUGUCAGGUUCCUUAAUCUUAUUAGUAAUUUCUAUUAUAAUAAUAAGUCAACCACGAAACUUGAGUUUAUGUUAUUCGGAACUGUAGUUGAAAAACCCUAAGCAGAUAGAAAUGGUAGAGUUAUUAUUCUUCUUACAUUGAUCGGUCUUUCUAUUAAGGAAUAAUUAAAAUUUGUGAAUAGUCUGUUAAGUCAAGGUAAUAUUAAUUAAAUAUUCAAGAACAAAAUUUGAUAGCAAUCGAGAACAAAACAUAUUUCGAAACAUAUACUCACUUUUUAAACUGCUUGUAAAUGAUUGAGCCAUCUAGAUUUCCCUUCGCUGAGUAAAUAGUGUUUGGUUCAAAAGUUAUGCCUAGGCCAGGAUAUUUAGAUAAUCAGCAAGUUAAAAAUGAAGGUAUUUUUUAUGAUAUUGAUCUCAAAUUUGACUUGCAUCAAUAAAAGCGAAUUGGAUAAAUGCAGAGAAUAAAUAUAUUGAGAGAAUGGCCUAAUGUGAAUACUGAGAGUUUGGAUGAAUCUUAAUUGUAAGCUAUAAAAACAAUAUUGAAAAAUGGUAUCUCAUUGAUUUAGGGGCCACCAGGCACAGGGAAAACAUUCUGUGGAGCCUUGGGUGUCAGAAUAUUAUUGGAGAAUCAGUAUAAGUGGAAUUAAAGCUAUCAUUAGCAGAAUAAACCAAUUUUGAUUGUGUGUUAAACAAAUCAUGCUUUAGAUUAAUUCUUGUCACACAUUCUUACAUUUUGCAGAAUGGAAGACAUUGUUAGAAUAGGAGGUCGAUGUAAGGUGAAGGAAUUUGAACCUAUGCUUUUGACAAGCAAUUAGCAAGAAAGAAAAAUUCAUUUUAAUUGGCGUGAGUUUUUAGAUUUAAGAUAGGAUUUGGAUAGAAAGCUGAGAAACUUAUUAAAUUUGACAGAUAAUGUGAAUUAUAUAGAUUUUGAAUAAUAUAUGCCUGAUUUGCUGGACAGAGUAGUUAGCCAAUACUUAGAAAUUGAGGAUCUUAAUUUUGAUAAGCCUGUAUCUUCAGAUUCAAGAAAAUUAAUUAUGCAUAUGUGGUUGGAUAAUUUUAAACCUCAAGUAGAAUAAGCUAAUAAAAUCAUUGGUAUUGAAGAGUAAUGUUUCAAUUACUUGUUAAAAAAAUAAGCUAAUAAAAAAAAAUUUAAACCAAUUCUUGUUUACAAAUAUAGUGAUUUGGAUCACCAAUUUAAAUUAAGUGAUGAAGCUUAAUAAUAAUUAGAUCAGGAUUCAGAUGAAGAGUUUUUAGAUGAAAAUUAAAAUAUUGAUUCUGAUGAAGAGGAAAAUAGAAAGGUAUUAACUACUUCAGAAUAAUCAGGGAAGGAUGAAUUUGUAAGAAAGCUUAUUUAAGAUUCAAGAACAAUGAAAAGGUUGGUAAAUCGAUUAAGCCAUGAGAAUGAAGUUAGCUUUAAUGUUAUUUUGAAGGAAAUUAAUGAAAAACAGAAUUAUUAGAUAUGGGAAAUGUCAUAAACCAAAAGGAAUGUGAUCACAAGAUAUAUAUUUAGUUAGAAAUUUUAAUAUUUAUUUCAAAUAUUGUAAAAUGAAGUCGAUAAAUAUGAAAAUUACGUUAAUUAACUAAAAUAAGCUUAUAUUGACAGGGAUAUGAAAUUCAUACAAACUAAGAGAAUAGUAGGAGUAACUUUGUCAGGGUGCGCAAAAUAUGCGGAAAAAUUAUAAAAUUUAAAGUUUAAUAUCCUCAUAGUUGAAGAGGCAGGUGAAGUAUUGGAAUCUAAUUUAGUUGCUGUUUUGUCAUAACAAAUAAAUCAUUUAAUUUUAAUUGGAGAUCAUUAGUAAUUGAAACCGCAUCUGGAAUGCUAUGAUUUGGAAGUGAAAUUUAGAGCAAAUAUUUCUUUGUUUGAAAGAUUAAUAAAAAAUGGAUUAGAGUAUGCCACAUUAAAAUAUUAGAGGAGGAUGAAAUCCAAAUUUGCUGACUUUAUUCGUCUUAUCUACACAGAUUAUAAGGAUCACAGUUCUAUAGAAGAAUAAAACAAAAUUCACAUUGAAGGAUUUAACUCUGAUUUGCUCUUUUUUGAUCAUAGAAAAAGGGAGGAUAUAAAAUUAUACUCAAGUUCUAAAUAAAAUUCAUUUGAGGCUAGGAUGAUUGUAAAAAUGGUUGAUUAUUUAUUGAAAAAUGGGCAUAACAGUUCAAAAAUAACGAUCUUAACUACUUAUGUGAGAUAGGCAUUAUACAUAUAAAAAGAAUGUGGAAAUAGAAAUAUUAAAGUGCAAUCAAUUGAUAAUUAUUAAGGAGAGGAAAAUGAUAUAAUAUUGAUAUCUUUGGUUAGAUCAAAUGAUGAUUAUAAAUUGGGUUUUGUUGCGAUAGAUAAUCGUGUUUGUGUAGCAUUAUCUCGAGCAAGAUUGGGACUGUAUGUAUUUGGCGAUUUCGAUUUUAUUGAAGAGUGCAUAAAAGAUCACCUCAAGAAGGACCCUCUAAAAAGAACCCCAGAUGUUACAGACUUGUGGUUAAGAAUAAUAAAAUUAGCAGAGCAAAAAGAAGUAAUUAAGAAUUAUAUUGAGUUGAGAUGUUCCUCCCAUAAUUAAAUCACUAAGAUAUAUGAUGUAAAAGAUUGGGAUCAAGUGAAAGGAGGAGGUUGUUAAAAUAUAUGUGGGGUAGAAUUCCCAUGUGGCCAUACUUGUCAAUUAAGAUGUCAUAAAUCUGAUCAUAAUCAAAAUGAUUGCCCAGAAUUGUGUGAAAAGAAUUUAACAUGUGGUCAUUAAUGUCUUGGAAGGUGUAAGUAGUAUCCUUGUCCUCCUUGCAGGACGAUGAUUUAAAUACAGAUUUAACAAUGUGGUCACACUACCUCAAUAUAAUGUUGUGAUUAACAUAAAAAGAUUUAAUGCAGAGAACGGUGCAACAAGAUUUUAAAGUGUGGCCAUCAAUGUUCUCUUCAGUGCAUAGAUGACUGCAAAUAUAACAAAUGUUGUGAAUAAAUUUAAUAUACUUUGCCUUUAUGCAAGCAUGUCAUGUCUAUUAGAUGUGAUGAUCAAAAUUACUUAGAAAAAUUGGUAUGUCAACGCGAUUGCAAAACCUAAUUGAUAUGUGGUCAUUAGUGUAGUGGAAGUUGUGGAGUAUGUUUUGAAAAAUUCCAUUAUCCAUGCUAAAAGACUUGUGAUAAGAUAUUGUUAUGUGGCCAUAAAUGCAAACAACUAUGUUCUAUGGAGUGUUAUAAGUGUGAAGAUAAUUGCCAAGUAGAAUGUAAUUGUAACAUUCAAUGUAAAAAGAAAUGUAAUCAAAUAUGUAAUCCAUGCAAUAAGGAUUGCAAAUUAAGUUGCCAACACACUGAAUGCACAAAAAAAUGCCAUGAGAUUUGUGAUAGGAAACCUUGCAAUCAAAAAUGUGAUAAGAAACUAAAAUGUGGUUGUGAUUGCAUGGGAUUUUGUGGAGAAGUUUGUCCUGAGAUUUGUUAGAACUAAGAUCACGAUACUUAAUUUGCUGAUAAAGAUACUAUUUAUUAUUAAUUGGAGUGUUAUUAAUGCAAUUUUAUUGGUGAGGCAGAAUUUUUAGACCAAUAUUUUGAUAGUUAACAAUCAAAUUUAAUUCACUGUCCAAAAUGCAAUUAGAUUAUUUGGAGAAGUAGAAGAUAUUAAAGUCAAGUCAAAAACUCAUUAAUUUAGUUUAAUACUGAAAAAGAGUAGGUAUUACUUAAAUAAUAAAUUACUUAUGAUAAAAUCAAUUAAGCCAUCAAACUGACUGAAGAUAAAAUUGACUUUAUAAAAAAAAUCAAUAGGAAGGAUAAUUAUAGCUUUUUAGAUAAUAUCAUGUAGGACUUAAAAAGAGAAAUGCUAUUAUAUAAUACAAGGAAACCUCAAUGGAUGCCAUAUCACUAUUUCAAGUGUGUCAAAAAACAACUACGAUAUUAUGAAAAGACUGUUGAAUUGAUGAGUUGUUUAAAUGAUAAUCAACUUUUCAAUAUCCAUAAAAUCAAUUUGAUCAACCAAUAUUUAAUGAAUGAAGAAUUUAGAAAUUCUUAUUCAAAAAGUUUUUGGUGGAAAGUCACCUAUAAAAUGGAGAACCUUCUGUUAUAUUAAAAAAUUAUUGCUCAUUAUUAAAAGACUUAAAAUUAAGAAUUCCAAAAUAUAUCUUAUGUAAUUGAAGAUUCAAAUUUCUAUUUAGAUGAUGGAAAAAAAUAAUCAUUUGAGAAAAUAUUAAAUGAAUCGAUCGGUGCUUAAUAAUGA
This is a messenger RNA of Paramecium octaurelia, 7833 nucleotides long. The record is from the annotation of a GenBank genome assembly. Lineage: Eukaryota; Ciliophora; Oligohymenophorea; Peniculida; Parameciidae.